Molecule: messenger RNA, 1939 nt
Organism: Stegastes partitus (bicolor damselfish)
Lineage: Eukaryota; Metazoa; Chordata; Actinopteri; Pomacentridae
Gene: rgp1
Product: GP1 homolog, RAB6A GEF complex partner 1
Exons: 11
Coding region: 265-1452 (395 amino acids)
Source: RefSeq, a predicted model, not a curated record
GAGCCGGCACAGAGCAGCCAACAGCUAAAGCUGCUGCCACCUUUUCUCCUUUCGGUGUUGGCGGACUGGAGCCUGUAGAGAUGUUUUCAAGCACUGACCUGUAGGAGAGUCCAGCCGUCCGUCAGUGAUCAGGUCACUCCACAAACCACUGCAGGUUCCCUUUGGACUGAACGCUGUCUGGUGACUGACCUCCCUGUCAGGCUGAAUUCCCUCCGGAAAACAUCUGUGCAUGUGUCUUAACAAGCUCCCAGCUAUCAUUUCUUCAUGCAAAAGGAGAAGAUGCCAGUGACAAUGAUCGAGGUGGUGGCCUCCAUGGCCCGAGGCCCGGUGUUCCUGGCCGGGGAGCUCAUGGAGUGUCUAAUAACGUUCACCAACCCCAUGUCUCACCUCUCCACGUCUGCCAGCAGUGAGAUGCUGGCGUGGGCCAGUGCCCAGAUCCACUGUCAGUUUCAUGCCAGUGAGAACAGAGUGGCCCUGCCCACCCAGGGCAACAAACAGGAUGUCCAGGCUGAGAGCGACACAGUGCUUAUUCCAAGCAGAGGAGAACGAGGGCAGUGUGUGUUGGACACCCCACCUAAGAUACUAUUCUGUGAUCUGCGCCUGGACCCUGGAGAGAGUAAAACUUAUUCCUACAGUGAGGUUGUUCCCAGCGACGGACCUCCUAGUUUCCGUGGUCAAGCAGUGAAGUACGUCUACAAACUGACCAUUGGCUGCCAGAGGGUCAACUCUCCUAUAAAACUACUUCGAGUUCCCUUCAGAGUGCUGGUUCUGCAAGGCAUGCCAGAGCCUCCAUUCCCCCAGGAUGAGGAGGUAUCUCCUUCCAACCCGUUCCUGGAGGAGGAGGAAGCAAGUCGCAGGGAUGCUCGGCCUUUGGAAAGAGCAAUGGACAUGCUGAUGGCCACCACUUCUAGACGCUGCCCCCACAUGUUUAAUAUCACCAACAUGCGCGGGAAAGUGGCAAAGUUCUGCAUCUUCAAGACUGUUUACAGACUCGGGGAGGACAUCAUCGGCACAUUCAACUUCUCAGAGGGUGACAUUCCCUGCUUGCAGUAUUCAGUGAGCCUUCAGAGUGAGGAGGAGAUCCAGCAGCAGUACCAGCGGCGACCCGGACAGACCAUCAGUGUGACUGGACACGGACGCCACCUGGAGUCCUGCCUCCACACUGCCUCCAGCCACUUCUCUCUCCCCAUCCCCCUCAACGUCACGCCUGGGUUCAGCACAGACAUAGUGACCCUGAGGUGGCGCCUGCACUUUGAGUUUGUCACAGCCCGGGAGCCUAUGGAACCGCCCACUGUUCUGCAGAACCAGUCAGAGGUCACGGUGUGGGCUGGGGCCGAGCACGUCGACGUGGACACCUUCAGCUGGAAUCUGCCAAUCAAAGUCCUGCCCACCAACCCAGCUUUGGCGUCCUACGUGUCACAGUUUACAGGGACCAACAGCAUUAAUAUUUGACUGUCGUAUGUGAGAGGUCGGUUAACAUGAACUAAUCAGGAAUUCAUUUUGUGUUUCCGAGCGCAUCGAAAGGUGUUUGUGUGUGUGUGUGUGUGUGUGUGUGUGUGUGUGAGAACGACCGACAGUUUUUAUCUUUCCAGACGAGAAAUGUUAGCACAGAGGUGCACAUUUCAGGAACAAACGAGCUAUUCCAGUGUUUAUGCAGAGCCAGUGGACACCAUAUGUAAAGUAUGCAACUUGCUGUAUGUUUUUCCUUUUGUCGCUUUCAUUUGGCGGUGCGUUCGAACUUUGACAAACUUUAAACACGUUCUUUUUGGGAAGAUUGGAACUCUGGUUCUUUCAGUAUUUAUUCUGUUUUUAUUUACUUGCACACUUGUUCUUAUGCUGACACUUUUUCCUGCGUUACUGCUUUUCUUUCUGCCUGAGCGACGACUGUACUGAGAUACAAGAACCACAGGAGAAAAUUAAAAGUGUGUCUUAAAUGUCA